Paramormyrops kingsleyae is the source of this 2773-nucleotide messenger RNA. Its product is annotated as solute carrier family 26 member 6-like. Gene Ontology annotation, cellular component: membrane. Gene Ontology annotation, biological process: sulfate transmembrane transport. Gene Ontology annotation, molecular function: secondary active sulfate transmembrane transporter activity. Lineage: Eukaryota; Metazoa; Chordata; Actinopteri; Osteoglossiformes; Mormyridae. The record is from RefSeq and is a predicted model, not a curated record.
UUUAGCUGAACUCCUGCUCUAAAUUAAAAAAAAAGAAGAAUCAGUUUUUCAUCCUUAGAUUUACUUCUGGAUGGGUCACCAGAACUUGUGCAGGGAAGUGCUUUUUGGGCCAUAAGACUUCAUGAUGUUGAACGUUUGACUGAUGGACGGAGAAGUGAAUCGGUGUCUUUGGCAAGAAUGAUUGAAGACAUAAGGACAGUUUCACAGCUAGAACUGUAGACUGUGGGCUUUCUGGGAACCAGCAGAGAAUAGACGGAGUAAAACAGCAGAGGCUGACAGAGACAGCCAUGGUGACAGAGCAGAGGUACAUAGAGUACUACGUGGAGAGAGAUGUGCUGGAUGAAGAGCAGCUGGAGGAAGUCGCCCAGAGACGGAUACCUUCAAAUAAAUUUCUCCUAAAAGAUCACCUCAAAAAGUCACUGAGUUGCUCUGUUCAAGGGCUGCGACGCAGUGUGGUAAGCUGCAUGCCUGUGCUGUCCUGGCUGCCUGGCUACUCCAUCAGAGACUGUGCCUUGGGGGACCUGAUUUCCGGCGUCAGUGUGGGCAUCAUGAACCUGCCACAGGGGAUGGCAUAUGCCUUGCUGGCCUCUGUGCCUCCCGUCUUUGGGCUCUACACCUCAUUCUACCCUGUGCUGGUCUACUUCAUGUUUGGAACAUCGCGACACAUCUCCAUAGGCACGUUUGCAGUGAUCAGCAUAAUGGUGGGCAGUGUGACAGAGCAUUUGGCUCCUGACAGAGACUUCCUCAUUAAUGGCACCAACGCCACUGGUGAGGUGGAUGUAGCUGCCCGGGAUGCCUACCGGGUUAACGUGGCCGCCACCACCAGUGUUCUGGGAGGGAUCCUCCAGGUCCUCUUAGGCCUGGUGCGAUUCGGCUUCGUAGCGACGUACCUGUCAGAGCCGCUGGUGCGGGGCUACACUACAGGGGCCACCGUGCACGUCGUCGCCUCUCAGCUGAAGUACCUGUUCGGCGUGGCGCCGCGCCGCUUCAGCGGGCCCCUCUCCCUGGCCUACACGCUGAUUGAUAUAUGCUGCCUGCUGCCUGAGACCAAUGUGGCCAUUCUGGUGGUUGGAGUGAUCUCCCUCGUGGCUCUGAUAUCAGUGAAGGAGCUGAACUCCGUCUACAGCCACAAGCUGCUCCUGCCUAUUCCGAUUGAGCUUAUUGUCAUUGUGGCAGCCACUCUGAUUUCAUUCUAUGCUGAUCUGUCGAGCCGCUUUGACGUUGAUGUUGUGGGGGAGAUUCCAAGCGGGUUGAAGCCUCCCAUUGUCCCCGACGUCAGCAUUUUCAUGGAGGUGGUUGGGGAUGCUUUUGCCAUCGCUAUCGUCAGCUAUGCCAUAAACAUGUCACUGGGCAAGACGUUUGCUGUCAAGCAUGGCUACAAGGUGGACAGUAACCAGGAGCUUGUGGCUCUGGGUCUCAGCAAUGUAGCGGGAGGUCUUUUCCAGUGCUUUUCCGUAACCUCCUCCAUGUCCCGCAGCCUGAUCCAGGAGAGCACAGGGGGCCGGACACAGGUGGCGGGGGCUAUUUCUGCUCUGGUGGUGUUGAUUGCUGUGCUGAAGCUGGGGCCGCUGUUUGAGAAGCUCCCCAAGGCAGUCCUGUCCACUGUUGUCUUCGUCAACCUGAAGGGCAUGUUCAAGCAGUGCCAGGAUAUUCCCAUGCUGUGGAGAAGCAGCAAACCUGACAUGCUGGUAUGGCUGGUUACCCUGGUGUCCACCCUGCUUCUAAACCUGGACCUGGGCCUCGUGACCUCCAUCGCCUUUGCCCUACUUACAGUCAUCUUCAGGACCCAACAACCAAAAUAUUCCGUCCUCGGGUGGUUGCCAGGCACAGACAUCUACCUUGAUAUAGAUACAUACGAUCAGGUGAACACAGUUCCAGGCAUCACCAUUUUCCGUUCCUCCAGCACCAUUUACUUUGCCAAUGCUGAGCUAUAUCUAGAGGCUCUACAGGAGAAGAGUGGCGUUGACUUUCUGAAGCGGCUGACCCACAAGAGGAAGCUGGUAGCAAAGCUCCAACGGCAAAAGAAAAGGGACGAGAGGAAAGCAAGGAAAGAAGCUAAGAAACAGAGAAAGGUUCUGAAUUCAAGGUCUGGAACACUAUUUUCAGUGGAGCGAGUGAUGGGCCAAUGGAAAAGGCGAGACGGAUGGGAAGAUGAGAAUGGAGGUGUGCAGGAAGGUGGUGUUUGUGACCAAGCUGACAGGGUUAAGAUGGAAGAUGGAGUCAUCAGUGGUCAGAUGAACUUGGGGUACCAAGAUGGAGAAAUCCCUGAGGAAGCUACACUCAAUAGGAGCGACACCAUUAGUGCAGAAGUGACUACUGGCUCUCCAGGCCUGAGCCCUUUGGAUAUCCACUCCAUAAUCCUGGACCUCUCCACCACCGGCUUCGUAGACACAGUAACCAUGAAGACUCUGAAAAAAAUAUUCCAUAACUUUGGAGAAAUAGAUGUGGAUGUGUACAUGGCUGCCUGUCAGUCCUGUGUGGUGGAGCAGCUGGAGUGUGGAGGAUUCUUCUCUCAUUCCCUCCCCAAGGGCCGGCUGUUCGCCACGGUCCAUGAUGCUGUACUCCACUGCCUCUGGCGAAGGGGCCAGUCAACUUUGCCUGCCUACGUGCCGGAUGUGGCUUGCAGCACCAAACUGUAACCUUGAGGUCUCCCCAUCAUAGAAUUUCCAUCCCGCCUACUUUCUUUUGCUGUUGUGGUCAAUAUGCACAGCCAUGCCUCACCCACUCCUAUGUUAUGUUUCUAUGGCAAUAAGGAUUGCAGUUUCUGUGGCAA